ACUGCGCUAAUGGAAAUGAAGUAAUUUUGCUGCGGUUAAAUGGCCUCUCAAUGAUGGACCGAACGAUUCCACGCGCAAUGCCGCACAGCUAGAAGCUGCUGGACAGCCUAGCCGAUCGCGUCCAGUUUCGAACACACACAUGUUCGCCGGUGCUAAAGCGUCUGCGUUCGUGUCAUGGGCUCCUUAGUACACGUAAUAUUAUUAUUGUCAUGUAUGAUAAUUCCUCAUGUCUCGUCCGAAAAAUUCAGCGACCACAAACUGGGAAUUUACAGGAGUCGUGUGCUGGAGAUGUUCCAGCACGCAUACGAUGGCUACAUGAAGUACGCCUACCCUUAUGACGAACUCCGGCCACUUUCCUGUGAUGGCGUUGACACCUGGGGCAGUUUCUCACUCACGCUCAUCGAUGCACUCGACACAUUAGCUAUUAUGGGCAACUACACGGAGUUCCGAAAGGUAGCGGCAAUGAUUGCGGAAAACAUCAAUUUCAACAUCAACAUCAAUGUUUCGGUCUUUGAGACCAACAUUCGAGUUGUUGGUGGUCUGCUUUCUGCACAUCUCCUGUCCCGAAAAGCUGAAAUGCCUCUCGAGCCAGGCUGGCCCUGCUCGGGACCCCUCUUGCGCCUUGCCGAGGAUGUGGCCACACGACUGCUUCCAGCUUUUGACACCAAGACGGGCAUGCCAUAUGGUACAGUCAACCUAAUGAACGGAGUACCACUAGGAGAGACCAGUAUCACGUGCACUGCUGGCGUGGGCACCUUUUUGAUCGAGUUUGCCACCCUCAGCCGGCUAACGGGGAAUCCAGUCUUCGAGCAGGUGGCUCUACGAGCAUUGCGAGCACUUUGGAAGGCCCGGACAUCCAUAGGAUUGGUGGGCAACCACAUUGACGUUCAGCUUGGCAUCUGGACAGCCACAGAUUCUGGCAUAGGAGCCGGCGUUGAUUCUUAUUACGAGUACCUGGUGAAAGGCGCCAUCAUGCUACAGAGGCCCGAACUUAUGCGCAUGUUUAAAGAGUAUGAGAAAACAAUAAGCAAGUAUAUGAAGCGUGAUGAUUGGUACUUCUGGGUGGAAAAUUCAUCCGGCAAAGUUACCAUGCCAGUAUUCCAGAGCCUAGAAGCAUUUUGGCCAGGUUUGCUGACUCUAAUAGGUGAUUUGGACAAUGCACGCAAGUCGUUAUAUAACUACCACCAGGUAUGGAGGGAGUAUGGUUUCACUCCGGAAUUUUACGAGGUGGUGCACGGAAGAGCUCACCCAAAGCGAGAUGGCUACCCGCUUAGGCCAGAACUUGUCGAGAGCCUAGUGUACCUGUAUCAAGCCACGAAGGAUCCACAUUUCCUGGAGAUUGGCGUCGACAUCCUUGAAUCAAUCAGGCACAGCGCCAAGACCGAAUGUGGUUAUGCAACAAUAAAGAAGGUUGGAGACCACACGCUUGAAGACCGAAUGGAGUCCUUCUUUUUGGCUGAAACGACCAAGUAUCUCUACCUCCUCUUCACUCCCGAUCACUUCAUCCACAACAAUGGCAGUUCUGCUGACAUAAUACAGACAUCAUCUGGAGAGUGUGUCAUAGACACGGGAGCCUACGUGUUCAACACCGAGGCUCAUCCCGUCGAUGUGGCAGCGGUGCAUUGUUGCAGUGUGGACAAAGCUUUGGAGGACCAAGCUCUUCGAGACUUUGCAAAGGAGUUUGACGUAAGCAAAUUGCUCGUAGACGAGCACAGAGACGAUUUCAUCAAGCCUUUGCGGGUCAGCGAAAAUAUGGCUGAUGCGGACGACAUUGGUGAUAGCAACAAGCCCCAUUGGGCCAAAUCAUCUCCAGACAGAAAACUGCCUUCACCGCCCUUGGCCCCUGCAAGUAUUCCCACUCAGGAUCCUGCCUCAUUUUUCACCGAUCUGCUCUCUUCUGAGAAGGCCGCAGAAGAAAAUGUGGAGUCGGACAAUGUGAAAGUUGUGGAUAAAGAAGUUGCGCAGGAGGACAAAUCCGACGAUGUUGAUGCCCGCAUUUUCGACUUCCUGAGUUCAGACGGAGAAGGUGAGGACGACGAAGCAAACUCGGUGACAGGUGAAACUGAGGGCAGCUAUCGACCCAAUUUGUCAAGUGCUGGCAGUCGUGACAAGGCUCUAGAGAAUGAGGGUGACAUACUAGAUGCGACCAAGCUAGAAUUCUCGUCACAGAACGAUCAUAUUCCUAGCGACCUUAAUGGUGAAGCGGGCGAUUUGACGCGGGAUGUAGCUGCAGGGUAUCCACAUUCCACAAAAUCUGAUGCAGCCGAAAUGGGUGAUACCGAUGAACUGCAACCAAACUUGUCACUAGGAGCUGUGUCGACGGAGACUAGUGUUGAUCCCUCUGAGGAAGAAAGCUCCAAUGACUUUGACCGAGACGAAGAAGAGUUUGAUGAUGAAAUUGAGGAGUACAUUAGGAGCCACGCUUCUGCAGACGAUGACAACAGUGAACCUGUUGAUGAAACUCAGCCUGCUCAGCAACCCGCUGAGCUCAAUCCUUCGGAACGUGUCUCCACGUCGCUAGAUGCCGACAAUGGCUCUCAAGGAGCAGUUCAGACGAUUCACACUUCCACUGUGAUAAGUGAUAGUGGGGUUGCGAAUUCUGCUAAAGCUGUUGAUGCCAAAGACGAUGCCGAAGUGUCAGAGUUUAGCAAACAGGGCAAGGAGAAUCAUGUUCAAGACAGCCUGGUUGAGGCAAUUGGCAGCAAUAGCAGUGACGGCCCCGACACACAUACAAGCAGUACGGUAAAUGCAACAGCGGGCUGGAAAGCGGAAGUGAAAGAAGUUAGGCUUGCUCCUGGAGAAGAGGAGGAAGUGAUAAUCGUUGAUGCAAAUAAGAGUGAAGCUAGAACUUCUAGUGAUGUGGCUGCACACUCCAUAGGCCUCUUGCAGCAAGCUCUUCAAGAAGCAUUCGGCAAAAUGUCGUCACUGAAGACAGAAGAUUCCGAGCACUGCGUUAAAAAGCCAGCGAAGGAGUUAAAUGGGUGGCUAAUGCUCACGUGCCCAUCGCAGCCUUUCACGUCGAGGCUUGCAUUCCGAGGGGAGAUGUUUAAUGUUGGUUAGGUCAGUCAAGGUUAGUUUUAGGAGCCGAAUGUUUACCAGAGCUGGCAAGCUGCACUGGAGAACAUGACACGCAUCCCAUUGACGUAGUGAUUGAUAUUGUGUUCCUCUCUCAGGAACAAAUUACAAAAGAAAUUGCAUAUGUUGCAAUUUUCAUUAGUCAUGCCCAAUUUAAAUUGUUUAUUUUUACUAUAUACACCACUACAUUAAAAUGACAUACGUAGAGGUGUGUUGGCUACAGGCAAAGCACCAGUAUCAAUAAAAAGAAGUUAUUUUAUGGCA
This is a messenger RNA of Rhipicephalus sanguineus (brown dog tick), 3339 nucleotides long. RefSeq names its product ER degradation-enhancing alpha-mannosidase-like protein 2. Bases 175 to 3060 code for a protein of 961 amino acids. Gene Ontology annotation, cellular component: membrane; endoplasmic reticulum. Gene Ontology annotation, biological process: mannose trimming involved in glycoprotein ERAD pathway; carbohydrate metabolic process; endoplasmic reticulum mannose trimming. The record is from RefSeq and is a predicted model, not a curated record. Lineage: Eukaryota; Metazoa; Arthropoda; Arachnida; Ixodida; Ixodidae. The transcript has 9 exons. Gene Ontology annotation, molecular function: mannosyl-oligosaccharide 1,2-alpha-mannosidase activity; calcium ion binding.